This is a messenger RNA of Ascochyta rabiei, 306 nucleotides long. RefSeq lists its product as uncharacterized. Lineage: Eukaryota; Fungi; Ascomycota; Dothideomycetes; Pleosporales; Didymellaceae. Bases 1 to 306 code for a protein of 101 amino acids. The transcript has a single exon. The record is from RefSeq and is a predicted model, not a curated record.
AUGAGCCGUGCACUAUCGCCUCGUGCUGCUCAGCGCUUCCGUCUUGUUACCUCGCUACUCGUCCUCGGCGUGGGCAACUACGAGCUAUGGCGCAUACACAAGGGCAUCCACCCGUACUGGACGCCACGCCUGGAAGAGGCCGGCAUAGUGCGACAGCGCAACCGGCUGGCAGAGGACGGCAACACCAAGCAGGAGGCAGCCACUGCAGAGAAGCCUGCGCCCAAGGCCUGGAUCAAGUGGACAGACCUCAACGGCGUGCCCAUACCUACCCUCGAGACCAGCAUACAGCCAACGCGGAAGAACUGA